AUGGCGUUUUUCUCGAGAACGAAACGAGUUACAGACCCGCUGGAUGACCGGGUCAAGGACCGGAUCGUCGGCCGUGAUAGGCUGGAACCGGUGUAUGUAAGCAGCGGUAGCGAACACAGUGCCGACAGUGGUGGUUACGAUGACGAUUCAUCUCCGUCUCCUUGUCUGUCUAAUCUGCUUCCUUGCUUCUUGCAUCGAGAAGAAGAAGAAGAAGGUGGUGGUGGUGGAUGCUGUAAUGCUAAAGCCGAUGAUGACGGUUGUCAGUUGAACGACAAGGAAGUUGAUUCCGAUUCCGAUUCCGAUUGUGAAUCUGAUCGUACGGAUGCAAUUAUUGAAAUCAUGCGUUCAAUGUGGAGGAAUCAAAAUGUUGAUAGGUUUAGAGUUGUGUUGAUGGCUCAUGUUAUGAAAGGUAUGGAGAUUUUUCACUCUCUGAGACCUAAUCAACAAAUUCUCCAUAGAAACAUGAUGUUGUUUCUUCAAAAUAUUGGCUACAAUGCGGCGAUUUGUAAGACGAAGUGGGAAGGCUGCGGCGGACUUACUGCCGGUAAUUACGAGUUCAUCGACGUAGUCAGAUCCGACUCAGGCGCUCGCUACUACAUCGAUCUCAAUUUCGCCGGAGAGUUCGAGAUCGCUAGAGAGACAAACCAGUUCCGCCGCCUCUCACACCACCUCCCGACGGUUUUCGUCGGCAAAAGUGAAGAUCUAAAACAGAUCGUCAAGUUGAUGAGCGACGCCGCGAAGCGUUCGUUGAAAACCAGAGGAUUAUUCCUCCCUCCAUGGAGGAAAAAUCGAUUCAUGCAGAACAAGUGGUUCGGCCCCUACCGUCGUACGAUCAACUACACUCCGAUGAACAUCUCGUCGGCAUCUGCGGUACCGGCGAUAUCGACGGCUGGUCCCGUCAAAUGCCGGUCGAUCGGAUUUAACGCCGUUAGUGACGCUUCGUUAAUGCCCGCGGCAACCCGUACAAGAUAA
Lactuca virosa is the source of this 972-nucleotide messenger RNA. NCBI's taxonomy places the organism in Eukaryota, Viridiplantae, Streptophyta, Magnoliopsida, Asterales, Asteraceae. The record is from the annotation of a GenBank genome assembly.